Geodia barretti is the source of this 426-nucleotide messenger RNA. Lineage: Eukaryota; Metazoa; Porifera; Demospongiae; Tetractinellida; Geodiidae. The record is from the annotation of a GenBank genome assembly.
AUGGACUGGGGGCAUGAGCGUGACAUCAACCAUCACCUUGAUGAUCACUUUACCAUCCCAGACCGUCAACAUCUAGCUCCUGAAGAUAAAGAGACGAUGGUCAACCUCUCUCCUGCGCUCAAAGAGCGAUUUCAGCGGAUGCAACUCGUUUAUCAUAUCCGCUUAUUGCAUCGCUUUGACCAUAUCUUGUUAGGUGGCUUCCACAUUGAGGAGGCGAUUUAUGGUCCCCUCUACUACUAUCCCGGUCGCGUAGCGAGUGAGAUACGCCAGUAUGAAGAGGAGAUGCCAAAGAACGCGAUCUUGGUGCAUUUGACAGCUAGUGCAGAAGUGAUUCAAAGGCGUAUGGAGACAGAUCCUCACGAGUAUUCCCUCAUUAAGAAAGAGGAUAUUCCGAUGCUUCUGGAUCGUUUCCAAGCAAGAAUUUGA